AUGGUGGAGGGAAAUUCUGUUUACCAGAAUAUUACCAGAAACGCAAGCGUUUUACCAAGGUCAACAAACCAGAAAUGUUUCUUUCUAGACCCGCUGAACGAUUAUAAACCAGGAGAACUUCUGUAUGUGGAAUCAGUGGUUACUACAGCGAUAAAUUUUUUUUGCUCGUUGAUAGCUACUUCGGGAAAUGCAGUUAUCAUUCUCACUUUCUUAAAAUCAGACAAUCUACGCUCGCAAUCUCAUUUGCUUCUGUGGUGCCUGGCUUUUGCUGACUUUCUCACUGGACUAAUUGUUCAGCCGUUUUACGGAGCCUACAAGGUAGCGUAUCUCUUCGGACAUACUUCUGCCUCGUGCACUUGCAGGGUCAUUACAGAGAUAGUCGCCUGGUUUUCGGCUGCGGUUUCGUGUGCGUUAUUCGCUGCUAUUACCGGAGAGCGCUACCUCGCGCUUCACUACCACCUCAGGUACAACGAGCUAGUCACCACGCGAAAGAUUCAGAUGUAUCUUGUCCAUCUCGUGAUUGGUACAGGAGUUCUAAGCCUUUCAAGAUUCGCCGUGAAGAAUGUAAAAAUAUUCUUGUAUAUCAAUAUCGUUGGUUUGCUGCUUUCAGUUUUUACUUUGUUGAUAUCUUUCUGGAAAAUUUACAAACAGGUUCGCCGACAUUUCCUUCAGAUACAAGCGCAAAGUUCCGUGAGUACAGGACGCCAACCCAUCGAUGUUCAGAGGUUUAAAAGAACCGUCAUCAAUAUGGCGUAUGUUUCCGGUUUGUACAUGGUAUCAUACCUUCCUUUUACGUGUGUUCUAUUUGCGUAUGUGUACGUGGGUUUCACGAGCGAAGUCGAGGCGUUUUAUGACAUCACUCGUACCUUAGCUUUUCUGCCUUCCUCGUGGAAUCCUUUUCUCUAUUUCUGGAAAAUGCACGAGUUACGAGCUGCGGUGAAAAGUGUGAUCGGAAAGGAUUCUGCGCCACUUACUGAGGUCAUGGAGUUGUGA
Molecule: messenger RNA, 993 nt
Organism: Pocillopora verrucosa
Lineage: Eukaryota; Metazoa; Cnidaria; Anthozoa; Scleractinia; Pocilloporidae
Product: G-protein coupled receptor 12-like
Biological process (GO): G protein-coupled receptor signaling pathway
Cellular component (GO): plasma membrane
Molecular function (GO): G protein-coupled receptor activity
Source: RefSeq, a predicted model, not a curated record